GUUGAACCGUCUUGAUAACGUCGCAAAAUUGAAAUUGAAAAUACGAAAUUCAAGCACACGACCGAGUCUACGGUCUUCUAAGUUUUCUUUUGGAGGAACUUUUUCCAACGAAACGCUGGUGAGGAUCACGUGCGAAUGGUGUGAAAAAGUACAAAAAACGAUGUUGUCGAUGAAAGUUUGUCGGGACUUGUCUAAGUGCCUGGUGACGGUUGCCCGAUGUUCAAUGUUGCAAUCGCGUCUGCCGACGUGCAGCCAGACCACGAUUCGAAGGAGUUAUGGUGACCACAGUGGCACCGUUAGCGGUGGUCGCGAUGGUGGCAAAGGCAGCGACGACGAUGAUGACGGGUUCGUCAAGCCCAGCAACUACAAGGUGUUCAAAGAUGAUGACUCGUCAGUGAUUUUGGACAUGGAAGAAGAACGCGCUCUGCUCGACUCGCAGCUGUCCGCCGACGAUACUCAUUCAGAUUUUGAAGAAAUCGACCAAUUUGCUGGUUUUGAUGUAUCACGUGGCGUAUCCGGAGUAUUUGAAGUUGAGCAUCUAGUCGAAGUUCUCCAAAAGAACAACGCUUCGGAUGUGUUUGUAGUGACUGUCCCUGCCAAUGUGAGGUACGUCGACUACAUCGUAAUUGCGACGGGUAGAUCUCAAAAACAUUUGAUGUCGAUCGCCGAUUUUGUUCACAAGCUUUUUAAGAAAAAGCGUCGACCAUCGGACAGCAUACCCAGAUUAGUGAACAAGAAGCCUAUCGACUGGAUUGCAUUGGACAUAGGUAAUAUAGCUGUACACUUGUUAACGAAAGACGCUCGGAAGAAUUUCGACUUGGAGACAAUUUGGAGCGUUGGAGAAAAGUUCGACUCCCACCUAAAUAGGCCUGUGGAUUCAUUGGUCUCUUUAUUGAAUGAACAUUCGUUUAGUUUAGAUAAUUUAGAACCGGUUGAUUUUGAACAUGUAAAAUCCCACUAAUUUAAUGGUGUACAAUUUUACUCAGUCAAUUGUAAAUAUCCUUUUGAAUAUUCUAUUUUAUUUUAUAAUAUGUAAUUUAAAAACCGAAAUUACUGUUUUUAUUGCGAAAAUUAAAAAAAAAAUAAACAUAGAAAAGUUGACUUGCA
Messenger RNA from Rhopalosiphum maidis (corn leaf aphid), 1107 nucleotides. It is a transcript of the gene RsfS312, whose product is annotated as mitochondrial assembly of ribosomal large subunit protein 1. Gene Ontology annotation, molecular function: ribosomal large subunit binding. The transcript has 3 exons. Bases 161 to 961 code for a protein of 266 amino acids. Lineage: Eukaryota; Metazoa; Arthropoda; Insecta; Hemiptera; Aphididae. The record is from RefSeq and is a predicted model, not a curated record. Gene Ontology annotation, biological process: negative regulation of ribosome biogenesis; negative regulation of translation. Gene Ontology annotation, cellular component: mitochondrion.